AUGGAUUAUAUCGAUAGUGAUUUAUCUUUAGUUAUGGACGAAAAUUCAAAACAAAAUAUUUUAAUGGAUUCGUGCCAAGAUAAUAAUUCAAGUAACAAUAAUAUAAAUAAUAGCAAUUAUUUUUUACAGGAUGAUAUAGUAUGCGAAUUCUUUUCAGUAGGAGAUAUUGAUAUUACACAAAACAAUCAAGAAAUUACACAUAAUGACAUCUCUCAUAUGAUUGAAGGUUUUAAUACUCAGAACGAUGGUUCAUCACCAAGUUCACCAAUGAGAGUACCCAAUUGUAAUUCAAGUCCAUUCAAUGGCCAUCACACUGGUGUUGAUUCUUCACCAGAACUUGUCUAUGAUAUAAAUGUUCAAGAACUUUAUAAUCAACAACAACAACAACAAAUUUUAAUUACACCAACUCCAAAUCAACUUUUAGACUGUUCAUAUCAAUUAUUCAAUGCACAACAAACAGUUCAAUUACAAGAUCCAACAGAAAAAUUACAACAAGAUACAAACAUUUUAAAUUUACUUGAACAAAAUAUUGAAUUACCAAUGGUUGAUGGAUAUUCGGUUUUAUUAAGUGAAUCACCAUCAUCGUCAUCGGCAUCACCAUUAACUACACCAUCCUCACCAGGUUCACCAUAUUCAAAUAAUUCAACCACUUUAACCACAACCAAUACAAGUAAAGCUUCAAAAUCAAAGGUUAAAGAUGAUAAAAAAUCAAAUUCCAAAAAGAGAACAAUCGAAUCAAGGGUUCAAAAUAUUGUUCAUCCAUUAACUAGAGAAGAAUUGUUAAAAAUUUCAGGUAAAGAACCAGUUCAAAUUGAAGAUACCCCAAUUCACAAUGAACAUGAUGAAAAAGUUGUAAAAAAACAAAGAAGAUUAAUAAAGAAUCGUGAAUCUGCUCAACUUUCAAGAAUGAGAAAGAAGAUUUAUAUUGAAGAUCUCGAAAAGAAAAUUAGUGACCUUACUCAAGAUAACAACUCCCUAAAAGAGGAGGUUUUAUAUCUCCAAGGUCUUGUAAAACAAUUAGCAAAUAAUAAUCCAGAUGUUAAUAUUAAUUAUAACAGCAAUUUAAAUAAUAACAAUAGUAACAAUAGCAAUAAUAGUAGUAUCAUCGAAAUAAAUACCAACUCUGUAAAUAAUAACAAUAAUCAUAAACAACAACAAACCAAGAAUGUAAAAGCUGCUGGAGUUUGCCUUUUACUUAUUUUCUUUUCAUUAGGUGUAUUUUUCCAAACUCCACAAUCACAACCACAAUUUGGUGCAAUCACUCCAUUUGAUGUAUCACCAACCACUGCCAAAUCUUCUCACAAUAUUCUUUCAAUUGAAAAUGGUUCCUCAAACCCUAAAACAAUCUCAAUUUCAGAUUCAAGUCCUUCUAAUUAUGAUAUUCAAAUGAAAACACCUUCAAUACUAUUAAGUAACAAUAACAACAAUAAUAUUGGAUCGGAUAGCGUCAACAACAUUAAAAGUAUCAAGAGCAAUAACAUUAACAUUAACAAUAACAAUAACAAUAUUAAAAAUGAAAAUAAUAAGAGAAUGGUUACAGAUGAUAGUUAUCAACAACAACAACAGCAAAAUAGGAAGAAAAUUAAAAUCAAUGUUGGUUCUAGAUUUGAAGAAAUUGAAGAUUCUCCAGUUAUACCGGUUUCCACAACUACUUCACUUUCAAUACCCCAAGAUUUAGAUGAUUUCCAUUUAGUUGAAGAAGAUGAUGAACCAAAUCAAGAACCAAACUCACAAUUUAUUGUUUGUUCAGAUUCACCAAGAAUCGUUUCACAUAAUAUUACCCAAACAACCGAAAAUUUAUUAAAUUCAACAGCAAACAAUCCACUUACAAUUGGAUUAUUGUUACCAGCCGAAUCACUCAAUUUAAAUAUUGGUGGAGAAAGAUCAAUAUUAGAAAUCAGUUGUUUGGUCUCGAAUAUUCGUGUUUGGAACCCUCUUUCCGUUGACUCACCAUCCUCAUCAAAUUCACAACAACAAUAUAUUACCAAUACAAAUUUUAUCUAA
This is a messenger RNA of Dictyostelium purpureum, 2004 nucleotides long. RefSeq lists its product as uncharacterized. Lineage: Eukaryota; Evosea; Eumycetozoa; Dictyosteliales; Dictyosteliaceae. Gene Ontology annotation, cellular component: nucleus. Gene Ontology annotation, molecular function: RNA polymerase II cis-regulatory region sequence-specific DNA binding; DNA-binding transcription factor activity, RNA polymerase II-specific. Bases 1 to 2004 code for a protein of 667 amino acids. Gene Ontology annotation, biological process: endoplasmic reticulum unfolded protein response; regulation of transcription by RNA polymerase II. The transcript has 3 exons. The record is from RefSeq and is a predicted model, not a curated record.